AUGUGCGCGCAGCAGACCGAACUGGACGAGGAGGCCGACAAGUCCCGCGUCGAGCUGACCACCGAGCACGAGUACCUUGAGGAAGACGCUACGAGGUCCUUCACGUCGGCCAACUUCGCCAUCGUGCUGGAGGAGAUCAAGGCGCUGGACGACUUCAAGAUCGUCGACACCCUGAGCAGCAGCUUCGGCGACAAGGUCUACACGUUGGAUCUCCAUGGCGAGCUCUUCAAUGUGCUGCAGUCCGACGACCGCGUCGGCCGCCGCGACGGUGUCGUCUUCAAGUGCAGCUGCCGGAAGAUGGAGCGCGACGGCCUACCGUGCCGGCACAUCCUCCACGUGCUGCGGCAUGAGAGGGCAUCCACCAUACCGAAGCGCUGCAAGCUGGGACGGCUGCGCCGGUGGGGUGACACAAGGUGCGAGAGGCUCGGUGAGACGGAGGCGCUGGGGCGGCAGGUGUUCGACCUGGCGCCGCGGGACGCCAAUGAGUUUGAGGAUAUCAAGGGGUUCCUGCAAGAUUGGCUGCAGGAGAGGCGAGGCCACUGCCCCGCUUGGGCCUUGCGUCUUUAUGAGUAG
This is a messenger RNA of Triticum urartu, 573 nucleotides long. NCBI's taxonomy places the organism in Eukaryota, Viridiplantae, Streptophyta, Magnoliopsida, Poales, Poaceae. The record is from RefSeq and is a predicted model, not a curated record.